Antechinus flavipes (yellow-footed antechinus) is the source of this 2443-nucleotide messenger RNA. RefSeq names its product ACD shelterin complex subunit and telomerase recruitment factor (gene ACD). NCBI's taxonomy places the organism in Eukaryota, Metazoa, Chordata, Mammalia, Dasyuromorphia, Dasyuridae. Gene Ontology annotation, biological process: telomere maintenance via telomerase; telomere capping. The transcript has 12 exons. The coding region runs from base 821 to 2380 and encodes 519 amino acids. The record is from RefSeq and is a predicted model, not a curated record. Gene Ontology annotation, molecular function: telomeric repeat DNA binding. Gene Ontology annotation, cellular component: chromosome, telomeric region; shelterin complex; telomerase holoenzyme complex.
CACACGUAUCUUCUCAAUGGGGAGUAGAAUAGGGAGGGAGGAAAGGAAGGAGAAAAUCUGAAACUCAAUUUUAAAAACAAAUGUAAAAAAUAGUUUUAUAUGUAACUGGUGGGAAAAAUAAAUGGGGAGGGGAGGGAGUAAAUAUAUAUUAACUCAAUUAUGAGGCAAUGAACUAAACUGGGGAUACACAAAGAAACAAUAAUUUUUGCCCUCAAAGAGUUUACAAGCUGAUGGAAAGGAUAACCUAUAAAUAUAUACAAACAAUCUAUAUAGAAGAUAACUGGGUAAUUCACAGAGGAAAGGCACUGAAAUUAAGAGGGGAUACGAAGAGCCUCCUGGAGAAGGUGGGACUUGAAGGAAGCAGGUCAGGAGAACAUGCUAAGCACGGGGGAUAGCCAGAGAGAACCACCACGGGUGAUUUCGGGGGUCUCGGUGACGGAACACCCAGAAGGCCGGGGUCGUGGAUGGCAGAACACGUGUAGGGGAGGAAGAAGGCUGGCAAGGCGGGAAGGGGUCGGGUCACGAGGCUUCGAAUGACGGAGCACUUCGUGUUUGCUCCUAGCAGCGACAGGAAGCCACGGGGGUUGAGUGGGGAGGUCACGUGACAAGACUUGCACUUUAGGAAAAUCGUUCCGGUGGACGAUGGACUGCACUGGGGAGGGACUGGAGGCAGUUUCUGCAGUAUUCAAGGUGUGGGAUGGCGAAUACAGAGACCGGGACGAGUUGAAACAGCAGCUAGGGGGUCAUUCAAGGCGGCGGGAAAUAAUAGCGCGACUCUCUUCCCUCCGCCCCGGGUACGGGCAGUCCCGAGUCGGAGGUCAUGGCGACGUCGUGGAAGCCUGUUCUGCAGCCCUGGAUCCGGGAUCUGCUCCUCGGACUGGAGCCUGGACAGAGCUCGGGGCCAGAGGGAAAGGGAGAGGGACUCGGGCAGCUGCUGGAGGUGAUUGAGGAAGCCGAGCCUGGAGGGAGCCUGGAGCUGCUUGGUGAAGAGGCCUCUGCCAUCCUGCUGGUGACCGACGGGACCCACAGUGUGCACUGCCUGGUGACCCCCGAGGCCCUGAGCAUGGCUGCCUGGGAGGAGAAGCACUUUGGUUUUAGGAGGGCAGUGGGCCGGCUGCUUCUGCUGCAGGACUUCCAGGUGUGUGUGCAGGAGGUGGCGGAGACUUCGCAGGUGAGCGGAGCGGGGCUGGGGCGCGGGCUGCUGAUUGCUGGGGGCGGGAAGGCUUCAGCUCUGCCUCCUCUUCCCUCGCAGGGGAGUGGCGAGUUCUGCCUAUGGGUGCACCGCUUCAUCCUGCUGCCCACGGAGCUCCCCAGGGAGGGGGUGACAAGCUGUAACUGGGACCCAGCUGUUCGAAGAAAACUUAAGGAAUAUAGAAAGCACCAUGAAAGGGAGAGGACCUCCCCUAACAUAGAUCGAAGUUCUUCGUUGUCCCAGUUGCUAGAAGAGAUGUGUGAAGACCGAAGGAGCUUGCUGAGCUGUCAGGCCCAAAGCUGCCUGGAGCUGGGGGGCUCCCAAGGGGGCUGUCUUCCCCUUACUCGAUGGGAAGCCUCUCGAAGGAAGGCCCGGGGAGAAGCUGUGUUUACUGUCUCAGGCCUGAGGCUGCAUAUUAGUGCAGAGGAGGAGGACACCCUUCAGAACCUGAGGGCAGUUUCUGAAAACAGCCCUGACUGUCAGAGUUUGGAGAGGACCCCACCGAACCCCUGGCAACUGCUCCCAGCCCUAUCCUUGACGCAAUCCUCUUCCUCCUCCUCUUCUUAUGUAGAAGCCCUGGACAGUUUGCCAUUCUCGGUGGAGGGAAGUCCAAGUCGGCUGAAGGAUAGCUUCAUCGCCAGUCAGGAACCCUCUGAGGAGAGCAGGGAGCCCAUCGACCUGUCCCCUCUGCUCUUUCAGGGCAGUGGGUCUCCUUGUAUCCAGACCACUUACUCCCAGGAUCCACCACUGGACCGGCUCCAUCCAACUCUUCCUUCUUCGUCCCAGGCAGCAAGCAGUCUCUCCAGGGAUGAGUGGGAAACCCCCAAGAUGGGUGGCUCCCAGCAGCCCUUUGAAGCCCUGACGAGGGCCAGGGGAAAGGGAAGGGGAAGAAAAGACAGACCAGGAAGCCGCAAGCCCAGCCUGGAGUUUGUGAGCAAGAGAGUCAAAAGCAUCAUCUGGGCCCCGGAGAGCAUUACUUCAGACGACUCCAGCCUAGGAGAAGACCCGGCCCCAGCCAGGGUCCCUCCAAAGACACAUCUGGAUGGCUCCCCGUUUCAGUACAAGUACCCGGAGUCUUGUGUCCAGCUCUGUUCCCAGGUUUUAGCGACCAGACUCUGCCCAUCGCUCCUGGACUGGGCCAGACAGGUGCUGAUGGAGACCGACCUGGUGGAGGUGGGAGAACUCUGACCUGCAGCAGAUGCUCGGCAUGCUGCCUUGGGGACCAGGGUUAAUAAAAAGAGCAGAACUGCA